Messenger RNA from Necator americanus (New World hookworm), 1482 nucleotides. RefSeq lists its product as uncharacterized. Bases 1 to 1482 code for a protein of 493 amino acids. Gene Ontology annotation, cellular component: endoplasmic reticulum. Lineage: Eukaryota; Metazoa; Nematoda; Chromadorea; Rhabditida; Ancylostomatidae. The transcript is spliced from 5 exons. Gene Ontology annotation, molecular function: protein disulfide isomerase activity. Gene Ontology annotation, biological process: protein folding; response to endoplasmic reticulum stress. The record is from RefSeq and is a predicted model, not a curated record.
AUGUUCAAACUCGCCUGCCUUUGCCUCUUUGCUCUGUCGGCAUUUGCGGCUACCGUUGAGGAGGAGGAGAAUGUAAUUGUUCUCACUAAGGAUAACUUCGACGAAGUGAUCAACGGUCAUGAGUUUGUUCUUGCUGAGUUCUACGCUCCCUGGUGCGGUCAUUGCAAGGCUCUUGCCCCUGAGUAUGCCAAGGCCGCUACUCAACUGAAAGAUGAGGGAUCAGCGAUCAAGCUGGCCAAACUCGACGCCACAGUUCACGGUGAUGUUGCCAGCAAAUUCGAGGUCCGAGGAUAUCCCACCUUGAAGUUGUUCCGUAAUGGAAAACCCAGCGAAUACACUGGUGGACGUGAUGCUGCUUCGAUCAUCGCUUGGUUGAAGAAGAAGACUGGACCUGUUGCCAAGACACUCAAGACCGCAGACGAUGUGAAGUCUCUGCAAGAAGAAGCCGAUGUUGUCGUCGUUGCUUACUUCAAGAAUGUUGAAGGAGAAAAGGCGAAGAUCUUCCUGGAGGUCGCUGGAGGAAUUGAUGACAUUCCUUUCGGAAUCACAUCCGACGAUGCUGCCAAGAAGCAGCUUGAACUGAAGGAUGAGGGAAUUGUUUUGCUCAAGAAAUUCGACGAAGGACGCGCCGUUUUUGAUGAGAAACUCACCGCUGAUGCCCUCAAGACUUGGAUCCAAGCUAACCGACUCGCACUCGUCUCUGAAUUUACCCAAGAGACCGCUUCUGUCAUUUUCGGAGGGGAGAUUAAGAGCCACAACUUGCUCUUUGUUUCUAAGGAAUCAAGCGAAUUCGAGAAACUCGAGUCUGAAUUCAAAAACGCUGCAAAGCAGUUCAAGGGCAAGAUCUUGUUUGUCUACAUUAACACCGAUGUCGAGGACAACGCCCGUAUCAUGGAGUUCUUUGGUUUGAAAAAGGAUGACCUGCCCGCUGUACGCCUCAUCUCCCUCGAAGAGGACAUGACUAAAUACAAGCCCGACUUCGCUGAAAUCACCACUGAAAACAUUGCCAAAUUCACUCAGUCAUAUCUCGAUGGAGCUUUGAAGCCUCACCUCAUGUCCGAAGAAAUCCCCGAAGACUGGGACAAGGCACCUGUCAAGGUUCUUGUAGGAAAGAACUUUGAUCAGGUUGCUCGUGACAAUACCAAGAAUGUACUUGUUGAGUUCUAUGCUCCAUGGUGCGGUCACUGCAAGCAACUCGCUCCUACCUGGGAUAAGCUCGGAGAGAAGUACGCUGAUCACGAAAAUAUCGUCAUUGCCAAGAUGGAUGCUACUGCCAACGAGGUUGAGGACGUUAAAGUGCAGUCGUUCCCCACGAUCAAGUUCUUCCCUGCUGGAUCCAACAAAGUUAUUGACUACACUGGUGAUAGAACCCUAGAGGGUUUCACGAAGUUCCUCGAGAGUGGAGGCAAGGAAGGUGCCGGACCAUCAGAAGAUGAAAAGGCUGCUGAAGAAGCUGAAGAGGAGACUCAUACUGAGCUCUAA